Molecule: messenger RNA, 675 nt
Organism: Kwoniella botswanensis
Lineage: Eukaryota; Fungi; Basidiomycota; Tremellomycetes; Tremellales; Cryptococcaceae
Exons: 2
Coding region: 1-675 (224 amino acids)
Biological process (GO): tRNA 5'-leader removal
Cellular component (GO): multimeric ribonuclease P complex; ribonuclease MRP complex; nucleolus
Molecular function (GO): ribonuclease P RNA binding; ribonuclease P activity
Source: RefSeq, a predicted model, not a curated record
AUGGUCCGGUUCAAAAAUCGAUAUCUCCUUGUGGAAUUCCUCGUCCCAUCCACAUUAACUCCUACUGUCCCUAACCCUACACAACUAUCAGAAGAAGAAGCCCUCAACCUGAACCUCGAGUACACUCCCCAACAGGCGGCCGAAGAAGAUGAAGACGGUGAUGACGAAGAUGAUGAUGAGAUUGGAUUAUCGGCAAUACCUAAAAUACCAUUCCUGCUACCUACCUCCCAGCCAGCUUUGGGUAUAGGAGAUGAACAAGUGAUAUAUAAAGCUAUCAGGGGGUGUAUACAGGAUGUAUUUGGUGACGAAGGUUGGGCGAGGGUAGCUAGUAGUUUCAGAGUGAUAUAUCACUCCCCACUUACGACACUGACAUUCAUCCGAAUCGCUCGACCAUACUACCGUCUCAUAUGGUCCGGAAUCACCUUUCUCUCUUCCCUAGGCGGUAAACAGGUCAUACCCAGAGUAGUGGGCGUUUCAGGGACGAUCAAGAAGUUGCAAAAUCGAGGAAUCAGUUAUCAUCGAUUGGUAGUUGCUCAACUUAUCGCUCAUUCCCUCUCGUCUGCCGAUGAGGGGUUGAAGAUCAGUGGUGGAGGUGCGAGCGCGGGCGAGAAGAGGUUGGAGAAAGAUAGUGAGAGGGAGAGGGAGGAGAUUGGAAGGUUGACAGAAGGACAAUGA